AUGUUUCAACAAGCACCCAUCCCCGAUUAUACAUAUUGGAAAACGGCAGGAAUUGUCCCUAAAAGCUUGAGCUCUUCUAUCGCUGUCGGCGACCUUGUGGCUCUUCGGCGCUUCCUCUCAGGUAAGCUAGACGAACCUAUCAACCGAUAUGGUGCGUCGCUGCACCAGGCAAUUUAUCGCGAGAAUGAAGAAGCCGUCAAUAUCUUACUACAAGCUGGUGCGGAUCCUCUUAAAGAGCCGGACACUUUCGACUUAGAGUACCCCACGACACCUUUAGGACUGGCUGCUCGGCUAAACAACCAUGCUAUUCUCAAAAAGAUCUGGCAACACAUCAAUCCUGAUAUCAACGGCUAUAACAUGCCAGGCUUCGAUAGCUGCUUGGUAGAAGCAGCACAAUACGGCGACACCGCUACACUAGGCGAGAUAUUGCGCUGGGGUCAGAAUAAUUGGUCGUCUGCGUCGAGAGGUAGGGCAUUACGUGCGGCAGCAGAGAAUUGGCAUGUUGAAAAUCUCCAGCUUCUCCUCUCCGAAAACAUCGCCUUCGAGAAAGAGGCACUGGACCUUGCAUUGGCUCAGGUAACAGUACCUAAGCUAUGUUUUGAACGUCGAGAUCAGACUCAGGCGGAGAUUGAUGCACAGUCGCAAUCAGUUAAGGUUCUUAUGGCUGCCGGGGCCGAUCCCAGUAAGCCUGGACCCCGUGGGAUUGAGCCUGUUCUCAUAUGGACUGCUGUUUGUCGCAAAUUGUAUUACUGUCUGAAAGCAUUGCUUGACAAUGGUGCGGACCCUAAUAUUACCAAUUGUCAAGGACAGACUGCAUUGCAUUACUUGGGGGCUCGUGUCAAGAGGGAUUCUGUAUGGCGUCGAAGGAGGGAGGACAAUGAGCCGACCGAAGCUGUAUUCCACACUCUUCUUGCAUUCAAUGCUUCUGUCCGCCAGCAAGAUCUAAUUGGAAAUACUCCUCUGCACUUUGCCGCAUAUGGAUCGCCUAUUAAAGUACUUCACCAACUUCUUUCAAGCAUACCAGUUGAGUCGCACAAAGAUGCGCUUACGAUGCGUAAUCAUAAUGGCGAAACGGCGCUGCACUUUGCCGCUGCAGGAGGCCGAGUCGACACUAUCAAGUAUCUCUUGUCUGACAACGUCGGAUUAGAUAUCAACGAAACUGCCUCCAUGGGCUGGACACCGUUGCUGAGGGCACUAGCACCCACAAAACCAAGUCUUGCAGGCCUAUCAUCCUCAAGGAAAGUCGAGGCAGCUCAGCUACUUCUGGCCCACGGUGCCGAUCCUUCUAAAGGUGCGCACGAUGGUUGGACACCGCUUCAUUGCCUCGCUAUGAUUCCUACCUAUGGGAAAAGUGAUGAAAUACCGCGGCUGGUCGAGACACUGCUGUUGGGUGGUGACUCUCUUGACAGUCGCGCUUCCUUUGCAAUUGACAGCCCUCCCAGUCGCCCAACACGAAAGCAUCGAGUACAAGACGAGAUAUAUUGGGGAUGCCGAGAGUCACAGUAUAUCGAAUCACCUAUUGAAUGGGGAAAGACUCGUCGUUCCGGUCUUACGCCAUUACAUAUUGCCGCGGAAUUUUGCGCACUUGAUACUGUCGAGGCGUUACUCAAACACGGAGCCGAUCCUACGGCUGAAGACUCUGAAGGUAACUCCCCAGCUAGAUUAGCGGGUUACUCCAAGAAAUAUUCCUCCAGCAGUGAAGUUCGAGGUACAGUUAUGACAAUUCUGAUAAACGCUGGAGGGACAUAUUGA
This is a messenger RNA of Fusarium coffeatum, 1752 nucleotides long. RefSeq lists its product as uncharacterized. The coding region runs from base 1 to 1752 and encodes 583 amino acids. The record is from RefSeq and is a predicted model, not a curated record. Lineage: Eukaryota; Fungi; Ascomycota; Sordariomycetes; Hypocreales; Nectriaceae. The transcript has a single exon. Gene Ontology annotation, molecular function: protein binding.